Molecule: messenger RNA, 1200 nt
Organism: Seminavis robusta
Lineage: Eukaryota; Bacillariophyta; Bacillariophyceae; Naviculales; Naviculaceae
Source: the annotation of a GenBank genome assembly
AUGAGCUCCUCAUCAGCAACACAACGACUAUUAUUAUCAUUAAAACGAAAGGAAAAAAGCAGCGGCACUGAUAUUAAUAGCAAUGAACCCACCCCCAAAGCAGCACGAAAAGAUGAAGGCCCUCCAGCAAAGGAUGGAAAUGCAGAGCUGAAGUGGCGUGGUGAUCCAGACAAGACCUACAGUGACUGGAAGAUUGAAGUUGUACGCAGUGAUGAUCUGAAGGAGGAUGGCAGUGAGCUCAAGGUGGUCACAUACCAUGUCCACAAGGCAACUCUUGCCUGUGGCGAUCGAAAGAGUGAAUAUUUUGAUCGACUCUUCCAGAAUGGUGACAAAUUUCCAGAAGGACAACAAUCGACAAGCCGUAUUGAACUGCACCUGAUGGCUGCCAAGGCAUUUCCUGACAUGCUUGACUACUUGUACGACCACAGCAAGGAACUGAACAUCAGCACAGGAACAGCUGCAUCUCUGUAUCAUCUUGGGGAGUACUUUGAAAUCCACCAGCUGAAAUGUGAUGCUCUGGAAUUUAUCAAGAAAGCUCCACUGACAAUCUACGACGUCAUUGUUGAACAUGCCAUGAAAUUCCACAAUGAUACCAUUAUCGAAGCUAUUGGGGAGGUUUUGAGUCAGAAAAUUGAGGACAUUGAUCCAGAUGGUGACAUUGUGACGGAUGUCUUCUCCCCCCCUUUGUGGUUGCACAUCUCAAGGUUUAUGGAUAAGGGAGAUGAAAUUGAUGGGAAGCAGUUGAGCUACCUCAUAGCUCAAUUUGUGAAAUGGCACAAAAAUUCCUUGGACACUGCCACAUUUGAAGAGCUUACCAGUGAGAAAAACAUGCCCUUCCUUGAAGAAGGCUCGAGUCUGCUUUUUUUGGAGGUGGAAGAAUUCCUCCGCAAGAAGGGUGGCAACGAUGUUGUUGCUGAAGGGACUCUGUUGGCUAAGCGUUGUGCCAAGGCUAUUGCUGCAGGUGACUUUGAAUAUAAUGGCAACAGUCAAAAGGAGUCCUUGUGGAGAAUACUCAACACACACCCUGCUAUGCUAAAGGAAGUUUUCUUUGAAAGCAACAAAAACUUUCUCAAGUGUAAGAGGGAACUGAAAAAGUACCAGCGAGAGCCCAAGCGCAGAAGUCAGCUAUCAGCUGCACUUGACGUCAAGCUAAGCAGAAGCUACCGACAGGGAAAACAGCUUCCACCAAAAUUUCGUUAG